AUGGAUCCAUCAACGUCGACACACUCCAAAGUCGAUCCUUCAUCAUCAUCAACAACGCCAUCCAUAAGUCAUUUAUUUAUUGAUAGUAUCAUGAAAGCGGCUCUUCAUCCGAGUGAUAUGGAAAUCAUUCAACAAAAACAAGCGGAAGCCUUCAAAACCAUGCGACAAACCAAUGAAGACCUUCAACGGAUCAAUUCAAAGUGUACCAAUGAAUUACCGAAUAUUCAAAAAGAUUUUCAAAUUCAUCAAUUCAUGUUGAAAGAAAUGAAGAGUGAUUUGGAGUUUAUAACAAAAGCAUUGGCCGAUAUGAGGAGAAAAUUAGGAAUUAAAGAACCCGAGCGGAAAGAUGAUGAAGUGGAUUUGGAUGAUGAAGUUUUGACUUAUUCACCAGUAGCACCAUCAAAGGUUCAACAUGUGAAUGCUGAGUCUUUACAAGAACAUGAUUCGGAUUAUUUGGAAGGUGAUGACUUGAUGCAUUAUGUGAAUUGA
Messenger RNA from Naegleria fowleri, 489 nucleotides. RefSeq lists its product as uncharacterized. NCBI's taxonomy places the organism in Eukaryota, Heterolobosea, Eutetramitea, Acrasida, Naegleriidae. The record is from RefSeq and is a predicted model, not a curated record. The transcript has a single exon. Bases 1 to 489 code for a protein of 162 amino acids.